This is a messenger RNA of Leopardus geoffroyi (Geoffroy's cat), 3558 nucleotides long. RefSeq names its product kelch like family member 5 (gene KLHL5). Bases 580 to 2475 code for a protein of 631 amino acids. The transcript has 13 exons. The record is from RefSeq and is a predicted model, not a curated record. NCBI's taxonomy places the organism in Eukaryota, Metazoa, Chordata, Mammalia, Carnivora, Felidae. Gene Ontology annotation, molecular function: protein binding.
UCCUUCGCAUCCUCCUCGGUCUCCCUCUCCCUCCACCUCCUUCCACCUCCUCCCUCCUCGGCCCAAGCCGUCCGCGCGCGCCGCGCUGGGGGUGGAGGGAAAGAGAAACCGCCAAGCCCGCGGCGGCGGCGGCGGCUGUCCCCCAGGGCUCGCGGCCCCGCGCGGAGGGGGCGGGGCCUGGCGGCAGGGGGCGGGGCUGGCAGGCCGCUCGCGCCGCGCAGGGUCUGACUGGCGAGCCGGUCCGACCCCAGCCCGCUCACCCGCUCGCUCGCCAGCCCGCUCGCCCGCCCCCUCCAGGGCUGCCCGACGAGUUCGUGCCUCCUCGGCCUAGUGCAGCCUGACGGAGGGGGAGUGGCCGGCUCCGGGCCGGCCGGCACCGGGGGUGAGGCUGCCGGGGAGGGGUUGGGGACGCCCGUGGGGCCGAGCAUCCCUUUCCCCGGCCCGCUGCCCCCCGCUCCCCGCCUGCCCCCUGCCUCACUCCUGGCUGCCUCGCCCCGCCGUGACCCCCGGCCGCCUCCGGAGCCCGACGCGCUUCACCUCAGCAGAUGGCUGAAGGAAUGGACUAUGGGGAGGUAGGAUAUGUUACCUGGAAGAUGGGCUCCCCAGAAAAGGAAUAACAACAAAGAAAGAACAUGGAAUUCUGAACUGUGGUGUUGGAAUAAUAAUAAAUAUAGACCAAUCAUCUAUAAUCAUUUGUAUACUGGAGAGAGGGGCAUAUCUUUACAUAGGACUUCCAAUAGUAGUCAGACAUUAUCAUCCUGCCAUACUAUGGAGCCAUGUUCAUCAGAUGAAUUUUUCCAAGCCCUUAAUCAUGCGGAGCAAACAUUUAAAAAGAUGGAAAACUAUUUGAGACAUAAACAGUUAUGUGAUGUAAUUCUAGUUGCUGGUGAUCGCAGAAUUCCAGCUCACAGAUUGGUGCUCUCCUCUGUCUCUGAUUAUUUUGCUGCCAUGUUUACUAAUGAUGUCAGGGAAGCAAGACAAGAGGAAAUAAAAAUGGAAGGUGUUGAACCUAAUUCACUAUGGUCCUUGAUUCAGUAUGCGUAUACAGGCCGCCUUGAAUUAAAAGAAGAUAAUAUUGAGUGCCUGCUAUCUACAGCUUGCCUUCUUCAGCUUUCACAGGUUGUAGAAGCUUGCUGUAAGUUUUUAAUGAAACAGCUUCACCCGUCCAACUGUCUUGGAAUCCGUUCUUUUGCUGAUGCCCAAGGUUGUACAGAUUUGCAUAAAGUGGCUCACAAUUAUACUAUGGAACAUUUCAUGGAAGUAAUUCGAAACCAGGAAUUUGUACUAUUACCAGCCAGCGAAAUUGCGAAGCUCUUGGCCAGCGAUGACAUGAACAUUCCUAAUGAAGAGACGAUACUGAAUGCACUUCUAACUUGGGUCCGUCAUGAUUUGGAACAGAGACGGAAAGAUCUCAGUAAACUUUUGGCUUAUAUUAGGCUACCUCUUCUUGCACCACAGUUCCUGGCAGAUAUGGAAAAUAAUGCACUUUUCCGGGAUGAUAUAGAAUGUCAGAAACUUAUUAUGGAAGCGAUGAAGUACCACUUAUUACCAGAGAGACGACCCAUGUUACAAAGCCCUCGGACAAAACCUAGAAAGUCAACGGUUGGAACACUAUUUGCAGUUGGAGGAAUGGAUUCAACAAAAGGAGCAACAAGCAUUGAAAAGUAUGAUCUUCGUACAAAUAUGUGGACUCCUGUAGCAAAUAUGAAUGGGAGGAGGCUGCAGUUUGGUGUUGCAGUGUUAGAUGACAAACUGUAUGUGGUUGGAGGAAGAGAUGGACUGAAGACUUUGAACACUGUAGAAUGCUACAACCCCAAAACAAAAACCUGGAGUGUGAUGCCUCCUAUGUCCACCCACAGGCAUGGCCUUGGUGUGGCUGUAUUGGAAGGUCCCAUGUAUGCAGUAGGAGGACAUGAUGGCUGGAGCUAUCUGAAUACAGUGGAAAGAUGGGACCCUCAGGCUCGCCAGUGGAAUUUUGUUGCCACUAUGUCCACCCCCAGAAGCACAGUAGGUGUGGCUGUACUAAGUGGAAAACUUUAUGCAGUUGGUGGUCGUGAUGGAAGUUCUUGCCUCAAAUCAGUAGAAUGUUUUGAUCCUCAUACUAAUAAAUGGACACUCUGUGCGCAAAUGUCCAAAAGGAGAGGGGGAGUCGGAGUAACUACCUGGAAUGGAUUGCUGUAUGCUAUUGGAGGACAUGAUGCUCCUGCAUCCAACUUGACAUCCAGACUCUCAGACUGUGUGGAAAGAUAUGAUCCCAAAACAGAUAUGUGGACUGCAGUGGCAUCUAUGAGCAUCAGCAGAGAUGCAGUAGGGGUCUGUUUACUUGGUGAUAAAUUAUAUGCUGUUGGAGGGUAUGAUGGACAGACUUACCUUAAUACAGUGGAGGCUUAUGAUCCCCAGACAAAUGAGUGGACCCAGGUUGCUCCACUGUGUCUAGGAAGAGCUGGGGCUUGCGUUGUAACUGUCAAAUUAUAAUGUAGUGCUUUGUUUUCUAAGUGAAGAAGAUAUCCUCUUCCUUAUGAAUUUAGGAAAAUUAUCCUACCACCACUGGACACAUUUUUUAGCAAAUUCACAAUGCCACAUACCUGGGCACAAAGUGCCCAAUCUCAACGUGAAGAUGAUAAAACAAGGGAGGAAGGAGUGGAUGAACCAGGAUUAAAUCCUGCAUUUCUUAGUAAGUCAUUUCUUAGCAAAUCAUAACUACAGCUGGUGGGUGGUGAACAUACAUUCCUGGUUUAACAUAUGCAGAUAAAUGCAGUCCUCCUAAAUACAACACAACUGGGGAUUUCAUUUAUUAAUAACCACACUUUACUCCAUUAUCCAGAUUUCCUUUAUUAUAGUGCACAUACACCAGAUAAAACUUUUAACAUUUGCUUUGUAACUUUAUUCUACAUUAGUUGCACUAAUUUGUAUUUGUUUAACCACAACCACUAUUUUAAUGACAUACUAAAGACGAUGCUAAUACUUAGUUUUUUUCAGAAAUAGCUGUAUUAUAUAAGCUUUGAUUAUGUAUUUUAUUUCUAAAUCGCUUUAGUCUAAUGAGUGAAGAAAAACGUUAGAGCAUUAAAACAAUAAUGAGCGGAUGAAAACAAAAUGAUCUUUGGGUUCUUUUAAAAGAUUCAACCUAUUAUAUUUAGAUUCACUAAGAACCACGUGUUAUGAUAUUCUCAAAUUGGAAUAAUUGACACAUGGUGUUUUGUAUUAAAUUUAAGAUAUGCAAAUUUAUGUAGAGAAAAUAAAUGUUAUAUUCACUACAAUGUUCUUUCACCUGAGUAGUAUUUAAUUCUAUGGAUUUGUUUUCUUUUUUGUUAUAAAAGAUGUUUUGAUUUUGUCUUUUGAUAUGGACAGGUACUGUUUGGAUAUUAUGUUCUCAAGUCUGUAGUUACCAUCCUUGCUUUUGUUUCUCACAUUUUGCCACAGGUGGUAACCCUUUGUGCUUCUUUGUAAUCAAACCGUUUGAGGGGAAUGAGCUUAUCGGAUGUUGAAAAAUAAGUUUAAACUCUUUAUUACCCAAAGUUUUGUACAUUUGUAAACUACAAUUACACAUGUGAAUGUUAA